Molecule: messenger RNA, 619 nt
Organism: Chlorocebus sabaeus (green monkey)
Lineage: Eukaryota; Metazoa; Chordata; Mammalia; Primates; Cercopithecidae
Product: ubiquitin-conjugating enzyme E2 N-like
Source: RefSeq, a predicted model, not a curated record
AGAGGCCGAACUCGGGUUCUGACAAGAUGGCCGGGCUGCUCCGCAGAAUCAUCAAGGAAACCCAGCGUUUGCUGGCAGAACCAGUUUCUGGCAUCAAAGUAGAACCAGAUGAGAGCAACCCCCGUUAUUUUCAUGUGGUCACUGCUGGCCCUCAAGAUUCCCCCUUUGAGGGAGGGACUUUUAAACUUGAGCUAUUCCUUCCUGAAGAAUACCCAAUGGCAGCCCCUAAAGUAUGUUUUAUGACCAAAAUUUAUUAUCCUAUUGUAGACAAGUUGGGAAGAAUAUAUUUAGAUAUUUUGAAAGAUAAGUGGACAGUUCUGCUACCGAUCCAGGCCUUGUUAAGUGCUCCCAAUCCAGAUGAUCCAUUAGCAAAUGAUGUAGUGGAGCAGUGGAAGACCAACGAAGCCCAAGCCAUAGAAAUAGCUAGAGCAUGGACUAGGCUAUAUGCCAUGAAUAAUAUUUAAAUUGAUCCGAUCAUCAAGUGUGCAUCACUUCUCCUGUUCUGCCAAGACUUCCUCCUUUUUGUCUGCAUUUAAUGGACACAGUCUUAGAAAUAUUACAGAAUAAAAAAGCCUAGACAUCUUCAGUCCUUUGGUGAUUAAAUGCACAUUAGCAAAUC